ACCUUUGGCUGCACAUAACAUACCCUGAACAGAAACAGCAUAACGCAGACACUCUAUCGUCCGUCAUUGUUAUUUUGUUUUAUCUUUUGACGCAAUCUGUGACCGUUCGAGUUAUUCGAGGUCACCCUUUUAUAUGGUCGUUGAUAAAAAUGGCUUCGACCCUUUUCUCAAAGAUGCUUUCGGGUCAUCGAUUGAUCCACCACUCGUCGUUCCUCACUCAGCAGCCACAGUUUCUCUCUUCCUUAUUCAGUAAACGGCUGUUUUGUAUACAAACUGUCCCGGUCCCAGUUUCUACAUCCCAAAACAGCAAAACAACUUGUUGGGUUCCUUGUAUGGCUUCUUCCUCAGUUGGUAGAAGAGCUACAUAUUCUACAAAAUCUGUAUCAACAAAUGAGCCAGUUGUUUCUGUUGAUUGGCUUUAUGAUAACCUGAAGUUGCCAGAUAUCAAGGUACUGGAUGCUUCAUGGUACAUGCCAGAUGAGCAGAGGAAUCCAAUUCAAGAAUAUCAGGUUGCUCACAUUCCGGGUGCCCUUUUCUUUGACGUGGAUGGAAUAGCAGAUCGUACUACAAAGUUACCACACAUGCUGCCAUCUGAGGAAGCUUUUGCUGCUGCUGUUUCUGCCCUUGGCAUAGAGAACAAAGAUGACUUGGUUGUUUAUGAUGGAAAAGGGUUAUUUAGUGCAGCCCGUGUUUGGUGGAUGUUCCGAGUAUUUGGGCAUGACAGAGUUUGGGUGUUAGAUGGUGGCCUGCCAAGAUGGCGUGCAUCAGGUUAUGAUGUUGAAUCUAGUGCUUCAAGUGAUGCUAUUCUUAAAGCCAGUGCUGCAAGUGAGGCCAUCGAGAAAGUAUACAAGGGACAAACAGUUGGCCCACUCACAUUCCAGACUAAAUUUCGGCCACAUCUUGUUUGGAACCUUGAUCAGGUAAAGAAAAAUAUAGAGGACAAAACUCACCAACACAUAGAUGCUCGAUCAAAGCCCAGGUUUGAUGGAGCUGUUCCAGAGCCUCGAAAGGGAAUCAGAAGUGGUCAUGUACCUGGCAGCAAAUGCAUUCCUUUUGGCCAGCUGUUAGAUAGUUCAUAUACAUUGUUACCGGCAAAUGAGCUGAAGAAGCGAUUUGAACAAGAAGGCAUCUCUCUCGAUAGCCCUGCUGUUACUUCAUGUGGAACAGGCGUAACUGCCUGCAUUCUUGCAUUGGGUCUGCAUCGUCUUGAAAAGUUUGAUGUUGCAGUUUAUGAUGGAUCUUGGACUGAAUGGGGAGCUCAAGCUGAUACACCUGUUGAGGUUUCAUAAAUCAAUACUGAUAGAUUUUCAUGCUACCAAAAAGCAUCUGCAAGUGAAGGGGAAUAUCCAAUUGUCAAACAUCUUUGGAUGUCAAAAUUUCUCUGCUACACUGUUUGUUGUGGUUGAAUUGCCAAUGGUUUCCAUGUCUAAUGUUAAAUCCUAUCACGUGGCUUUUGUGAAAAUAAGGAUAGGAUUUCUCAAGAAAGCCUCAGAAGUGGGAGUUUGUUGGGUAUGCUAAAAAUUACAAAUAAUAUAUUCGGAUAACAUCACUUCCAUAAAUUUUUCUUUA
Molecule: messenger RNA, 1569 nt
Organism: Vigna radiata var. radiata (mung bean)
Lineage: Eukaryota; Viridiplantae; Streptophyta; Magnoliopsida; Fabales; Fabaceae
Product: thiosulfate/3-mercaptopyruvate sulfurtransferase 2
Exons: 12
Coding region: 150-1289 (379 amino acids)
Biological process (GO): transsulfuration
Cellular component (GO): mitochondrion
Molecular function (GO): thiosulfate-cyanide sulfurtransferase activity
Source: RefSeq, a predicted model, not a curated record